GAAGAGAUGGGUGUGGUCUUCAAAGACUAUGUAUAGCAUCUCUUGAAGAUCCACACUCACUUUUCUCCAGAGUCCAGAGCUGUCUGGACUGGAGUUGGCUGCAUUGUGGAGACUUCGGGAAGUUUCUGCCAGGCAGAGGUGAACACCUAAAGCUGAACUGAAUCGUGCAGAGUUACUUACAGCAUAGGAGUAGAACAUUUCAUCAACUGUACCCAGUGAAACAUGGAUUCAGACACACUGCAGGCCUUCCAGAGUGAACUCACCUGCUCCAUCUGCAUGAACUGCUUCCUGGACCCCGUCACCAUAGACUGUGGGCACAGCUUCUGCCGUCCCUGUCUGAGCCUUUGCUGGGAAGAAGGCCAGACUCCAAGGAGCUGCCCUGAGUGCAGGGGAAUAGCAGAGAGGCCCGGUUUCCAAACCAAUAUUGUCCUCAAGAGGCUGGCUUCCCUUGCCAGACAGGCCAGAGCUAACUACGACCACAGCUCUGAGGAGCAGAUCUGUGUGACACACCAGGAAGCCAAAGGCCUCUUCUGUGAGGUUGACCAGACCCUGCUCUGUGGGCUCUGCUCUGAACGCCCCGAGCAUGCAGCUCACAGCCACAGUCUGAUACACAGGGCUGCUGAGGAGUCCCGGGAGAAACUUCUAAAGAGAAUGGGCUCUUUAUGGAAAAUCAGAGAAGAAAUGCAAAUCAUUCUGAACCAGGAAGCUAAAAAAACUAGGUCAUUUAAGGACUACGUGGCCUUAAGGAAGGAGAUGAUUACAGCUGAAUAUCAGAGGAUGCUUCUGUUGCUCCGGGAGGAGGAACAACUGCAUCUGGAGGCCCUGGAGCGAGAAGCCAAGGAGAUGUGUGAACAACUCGAGGAGAGUGUGUUCAGAAUGACUCAGUACAGAGCAAGUCUGAAAGAAAUGUACAGAGAGCUGACUGGGAUGUGCUGCAAGCCGGACAGGGAGCUGCUCCAGGUCUUGGCAAAUGUAUUGGAAAUGAUUGACUUGGCAGAGAUGCAGAAGCCUCAGCCAGUGAACCCAGAGCUCACUUGCUGGCCUGUCACUGGAAUCCUAGACACGCUGAACAACUUCAGAGUGGAUAACAUUCUGAGUCAGACAAUGACCAUUCACCAUAUGAGCCUUUCUGAGGAUGGCGAUGAUGCAAGUGUGAUGUUCAGAGAUGAGCACCACGGCGCGUCCAGACAGCCUCAGAUUGUGGAGAGUGUCGUGUCCUGGGGAGCUCGGGCCUUCACCUCCGGGAGGCAUUACUGGGAGCUGGAUGUGACGCACUCCUCCAGCUGGAUUCUGGGCAUCUGCAAAGAUAUCUUGAUAACCGAUACUAAUAUCAGUAUUUAUUCUGAAGAAGCAUGUGUUUUGUUUUCCAAGAAAGUGAGCAAUCAUUAUAGUCUCUUCACCAACACCCCACCCUACAUUCAGUAUGUGAAAAGGCCUCUGGGUAGGAUUGGGGUGUUUCUGGAUUAUGACAAUGGAACUGUGAGCUUCUAUGAUGUUUGCAGAGGAUCCCUCAUAUACAGUUUCCUUCCUUCCCCCUUUUCCUUCCCUCUGAAGCCUUUCCUUUGUCUUAGGUCUCCAUGAAUUGUCAAAUUCUGUGACCAUUAUUUUUACUUCUCCUCUGAGGUGUUCGCCAAAACCUCAUGUGAGACCACAGGAUAAUCCCUGACUAUCUCUGAGCACACUGUAAUUUAAUGAAGCAUUGUGACUGCCUGUUUAUAUAAAAUGACAUGACCAUGUUGAACAUAUAAGUUUGUUAAUUAAAUUUUCUUCUAAUAAAAAUUUAUUAUGGAGUAUUUCAUUAAAUAUAA
Bubalus bubalis (water buffalo) is the source of this 1808-nucleotide messenger RNA. Its product is annotated as tripartite motif-containing protein 64-like. Bases 223 to 1581 code for a protein of 452 amino acids. The transcript is spliced from 7 exons. Gene Ontology annotation, molecular function: protein binding; zinc ion binding. NCBI's taxonomy places the organism in Eukaryota, Metazoa, Chordata, Mammalia, Artiodactyla, Bovidae. The record is from RefSeq and is a predicted model, not a curated record.